AUGUCACUAGCCACUAAAGAGACCAGAAAAUGCCUCCUGGAGGAGAUGGAAGAUGAAGUGGUUCUCCAGUGUAUUGCUAACAUCCACAAGGAGCAAAGAAAGUUCUGUUUGGCAGCUGAAGGACUUGGGAACCGCCUGUGUUUCUUGGAGCCAACUUCUGAAGCUAAGUAUGUUCCUCCAGACCUAUGCAUCUGCAAUUUUGUACUGGAACAGUCUCUGUCUGUAAGAGCUCUACAGGAAAUGCUUGCCAACACAGGUGAAAAUGCCAGUGAAGGGGUAGCACAAGGUGGUGGUCACCGGACGCUGUUGUAUGGACAUGCAAUUCUCCUUCGGCAUUCAUUUAGUAGAAUGUAUCUGACAUGUUUGACCACAUCAAGAUCUCAGACAGAUAAACUUGCCUUUGACGUGGGACUAAGGGAACAUGCCACAGGGGAAGCAUGCUGGUGGACCAUACACCCUGCGUCCAAACAGAGAUCUGAAGGAGAGAAGGUGCGAAUCGGUGAUGACCUCAUCCUUGUCAGCGUGUCUUCGGAAAGAUAUCUUCAUCUCUCCAUAUCGAAUGGCAACAUACAAGUGGAUGCCUCUUUUAUGCAAACACUCUGGAAUGUACAUCCUACAUGCUCAGGAAGUAGCAUCGAAGAAGGAUACUUACUUGGUGGGCAUGUAGUACGUUUUUUCCAUGGCCAUGAUGAGUGUUUGACAACCCUAUCUACAGACCAGAAUGAUUCCCAACACAGGAGGAUAUUUUAUGAAACUGGAGGAGCUGGGAGCAGAGCCAGGUCACUGUGGAGAGUGGAACCCCUUCGGAUAAGCUGGAGUGGCAGUAACAUCAGGUGGGGCCAGGCCUUCCGACUUCGGCACAUUACCACUGGCCAUUACCUGGCUCUGACAGAAGAUCAAGGCCUUAUCUUGCAAGAUAGAGGGAAAUCGGACACCAAGUCCACGGCCUUUUGUUUCCGGGCAUCAAAGGAGAUCAAGGAAAAAUUGGAUUCCAGUCAUAAGCGGGAUAUUGAAGGCAUGGGAAUUGCAGAAAUAAAGUAUGGCGAUUCCAUAUGCUUUGUCCAGCAUAUAGCUAGUGGUUUAUGGAUGACUUACAAAGCACAAGAUGCCAAAACACCACGCCUUGGCCCACUGAAAAGAAAGGUUAUACUCCAUCAAGAGGGCCACAUGGAUGAUGGCUUAACACUUCAGAGAUGUCAGCAUGAGGAGUCCCAGGCUGCUCGGAUCAUCCGAAACACAACAUCCUUAUUUAGUCAAUUUAUAAGUGGAAACAAUCGAACUGCUGCACCCAUCCUUCUGCCAAUAGAAGAAGUCCUUCAGACUUUGCAAGAUCUGAUCACCUAUUUUCAGCCUCCAGAGGAAGAGAUGCAACAUGAAGAUAAGCAAAACAAGCUCAGGUCACUCAAAAAUAGACAGAAUCUGUUUAAAGAAGAGGGAAUGUUGGCCCUUGUGUUAAAUUGCAUUGACCGUUUAAAUGUCUACAACAGUGUAGCACAUUUUACUGGGUUUGCAAGGGAAGAAAGUGGUACAGCUUGGAAAGAAAUUCUGAACCUCCUUUACCAAUUGCUAGCUGCCCUCAUUCGUGGUAACAGAAAUAAUUGUGCUCAGUUCUCCAAUAACCUUGAUUGGCUGAUUAGUAAAUUGGACAGGCUGGAAUCUUCCUCAGGUAUUUUGGAGGUAUUGCAUUGCAUCUUGAUUGAAAGCCCAGAAGCCUUAAAUUUGAUAUCAGAGGGACACAUAAAAUCCAUCAUUUCUCUUCUGGAUAAACAUGGCCGCAAUCACAAGGUUCUUGAUGUACUUUGCUCUCUCUGUCUCUGUAAUGGGGUUGCAGUAAGAGCCAACCAGAAUCUUAUCUGUGACAACCUGCUGCCCCGAAGAGACUUGCUUCUCCAGACUCGGCUGAUUAAUGAUGUGACAAGCAUCCGGCCAAAUAUUUUCCUGGGAGUUGCUGAAGGCUCAGCUCAGUACAGGAAAUGGUACUUUGAGCUUAUAAUAGAUCAAGUGGAUCCUUUCAUAACAGCAGAACCCACACACCUGCGGGUAGGCUGGGCUUCUUCACCAGGCUAUGCUCCUUACCCUGGUGGUGGAGAAGGUUGGGGAGGCAACGGUGUCGGUGAUGACCUAUACUCCUAUGGCUUUGAUGGGCUCCAUCUGUGGUCUGGCCGAGUUCCAAGAGCAGUGGCUUCUGUCAACCAGCAUUUGUUAAAGUCUGACGACGUGGUGAGUUGCUGCCUUGACCUUGGUGUACCCAGCAUCUCAUUCCGAAUCAAUGGGCAGCCUGUGCAGGGAAUGUUUGAGAACUUCAACACUGAUGGGCUCUUUUUCCCUGUGGUGAGCUUUUCAGCAGGCAUCAAAGUGCGUUUCCUUCUGGGUGGACGUCAUGGGGAGUUUAAGUUUUUGCCUCCAUCUGGUUAUGCCCCCUGCUAUGAAGCCUUGCUUCCAAAAGAGAAGAUGAUUUUGGAGCCUGUCAAAGAAUAUAAGCGUGAUUCUGAAGGAAUUAGGGAUUUGUUGGGCACUACACGGUUCCUCUCUCAAGCCUCCUUCAUCCCAUGCCCUAUAGACACCAGUCAGAUUGUUUUGCCUCCUCAUUUAGAAAAGAUAAGAGACAGACUGGCUGAAAACAUCCAUGAGCUAUGGGGCAUGAAUAAAAUAGAGCUAGGAUGGACCUUUGGCAAGAUGCGGGAUGACAACAAAAGGCAACACCCCUGUCUUGUGGAAUUCUCAAAGCUACCUGAAACUGAGAAGAAUUAUAACCUGCAAAUGUCAACAGAAACUUUAAAAACCCUUCUAGCCCUGGGAUGUCACAUUGUUCAUGCUAAUCUGGCUGCUGAGGAAGAUCUCAAGAAAGUAAAACUUCCCAAAAACUACAUGAUGUCAAAUGGCUAUAAGCCUGCCCCUUUGGAUCUGUCUGAUGUGAAGCUGUUACCUCCUCAAGAAAUUUUGGUUGAUAAACUUGCAGAGAACGCACACAAUGUUUGGGCAAAAGACAGAAUAAAACAAGGAUGGACCUAUGGCAUCCAACAGGAUCUGAAGAAUAAAAGGAAUCCUCGUUUGGUACCAUAUGCAUUACUAGAUGAACGUACAAAGAAGUCAAACAGAGACAGUCUUCGUGAAGCAGUUCGAACAUUUAUUGGUUAUGGGUAUAAUGUUGAGCCUUCAGACCAAGAAUUAGCUGACCAAACUAUGGAAAAAGUCAGUGUGGACAAGAUACGAUUUUUCCGAGUGGAACAGUCUUAUGCAGUGAAAUCUGGAAAGUGGUAUUUUGAAUUUGAAGUGGUGACAGGAGGAGAUAUGCGUGUUGGCUGGGCCAGGCCAGGCUGUCGGCCGGAUAUUGAGCUAGGGGCAGAUGAUCAAGCUUUUGUAUUUGAAGGCAGCAAGGGCCAGCGCUGGCAUCAGGGGAGUGGAUAUUUUGGGCGCAAUUGGCAACCAGGGGAUGUGGUUGGCUGUAUGAUUAACUUAGAUGAUGCAUCAAUGAUCUUCACUCUGAAUGGGGAACUGUUGAUUACCAAUAAAGGUUCAGAACUUGCCUUUGCUGACUAUGAGAUUGAGAAUGGUUUUGUCCCCAUAUGCUCACUGGGUUUGUCUCAGAUUGGCCGUAUGAACCUUGGGAUGGAUGCUAGUACCUUCAAGUAUUACACCAUGUGUGGCCUCCAGGAGGGCUUUGAGCCUUUUGCUGUCAACAUGAACCGAGAUGUUGCUAUGUGGUUCAGCAAACGCCUCCCUACAUUUGUCAAUGUGCCAAAGGAUCAUACUCAUAUAGAGGUCAUAAGAAUUGAUGGGACAAUGGAUACCCCACCCUGCCUUAAGGUCACCCACAAGACAUUUGGCACACAGAAUAGCAGUGCUGAAAUGAUCUACUGUCGCCUGAGCAUGCCUGUGGAAUGCUAUUCCUCCUUCCACCACAGUACUGGUUUGGAAAGUGACAUUUUUCAGAAAAGGAAACAGAUACAAGAAAUAGUUGCUCAUACAACAACGCAGUGCUAUUAUUCUGUGCGCAUAUUUGCUGGCCAGGACCCUUGCUACACUUGGGUCGGGUGGGUGACACCAGACUACCAUUUGUAUAGUGAGAAGUUUGACUUGAAUAAAAACUGCACAGUGACCGUGACUCUGGGAGACGAAAGAGGCCGAGUCCAUGAAAGUGUGAAACGCAGCAAUUGCUACAUGGUUUGGGGUGGAGAUGUAAUUGCCAGUUCCCAGAGAUCAAGUCGAAGUAAUGUGGACCUAGAAAUUGGCUGCCUCAUUGACUUGGCCACAGGCAUGAUAUCCUUCUCAGCCAAUGGGAAAGAACUGGACACCUGCUACCAGGUUGAGCCCAACACCAAAGUGUUUCCAGCCGUUUUCCUGCAACCCACAAGCACUUCAUUGGUUCAGUUUGAACUUGGCAAGUUAAAGAAUGCAAUGCCCCUAUCAGCAGCAAUAUUUAAGAGUGAAGAGAAGAAUCUUGUUCCCCAGUGUCCCCCUCGACUGGAUGUCCAGACCAUACAGCCUGUACUCUGGAGUCGUAUGCCUAACAGCUUCCUGAAGAUAGAAAUGGAAAGGGUGAGCGAACGCCACGGCUGGAUGGUGCAAUGCCUGGAGCCACUGCAGAUGAUGGCCCUCCACAUCCCUGAGGAGAACAGGUGUGUGGAUAUCUUGGAACUCUGUGAACAGGAGGAUUUGAUGCGGUUCCAUUAUCACACACUAAAACUUUAUAGUGCAGUCUGUGCCUUAGGAAACAAUCGAGUGGCCUAUGCCCUCUGUAGCCAUGUAGAACUGUCUCAGCUCUUCUACACGAUUGAUAACCAGUACCUCCCUGGUCUUCUGCGCUGUGGCUUCUAUGAUCUACUCAUAAGCAUCCACCUGGCACAUGCAAAGGAGGGAAAACUGAUGAUGAAAAAUGAGUUCAUCAUCCCUAUCACCAAUACCACCCGGAAAAUUAGACUAUACCCAGAUGAAUCCAAGCGGCAUGGGCUACCAGGGGUGGGCCUGACCACAUGCCUUAAACCAGGAUUCAAUUUCUCCACCCCUUGCUUCAUUGUAACCAGUGAAGAGCGCCAAAAACUAAGCCCUGAGAUUCCUUUGGAGAUUCUCAAGACCAAGGCCUUGAGUAUGCUGACAGAGGCAGUGCAGUGCAGUGGGGCACACAUCCGUGACCCUGUUGGAGGAUCUGUGGAAUUCCAAUUUGUACCAGUUUUGAAACUCAUUGGGACCUUGCUGGUCAUGGGAGUGUUUGACAAUGAUGAUGUUCGGCAAAUCCUACUCCUCAUUGAUCCCUCUGUGUUUGGGGAACAUACAGAAGAAGCACAGGAAACCUUGGAAAAGGAGGUGACACAGGUGGAGGAGAAGGCAGUGGAGGCUGGAGAAAAGGCCAGCAAGAACACCCCAGCCCCUGUUCGAGGUUUACUUCAGACUCGAUUGCCAGAAUCUGUUAAGCUUCAGAUGUGUGAGCUUCUCAACUAUUUCUGUGACUGUGAACUGCAGCACCGAGUAGAAGCCAUUGUUGCAUUUGGUGACAUUUAUGUGUCCAAGUUACAAGCAAACCAGAAAUUUCGCUACAAUGAGCUUAUGCAAGCCCUAAACAUGUCAGCAGCCCUGACAGCCAAAAAGACCAGAGAGUUCCGAUCUCCUCCACAAGAGCAGAUUAAUAUGCUGCUAAAUUUUCAAUUGGGAGAGAAUUGCCCUUGUCCAGAGGAGAUCCGAGAAGAACUGUAUGACUUCCAUGAUGAUCUUCUUAUUCACUGUGGUAUUCCAUUGGAAGAAGAGGAAGAAGAGGAGGAGGACACUUCAUGGACUGGCAAACUAAGGGCACUAGUAUAUAAAAUCAAAGGGCCACCAAAGCCAGAGAAGGAACAGCCAACGGAGGAGGAAGAACAGUGCCCAACAACCCUGAAGGAACUUAUCUCUCAGACUAUGGUAUGCUGGGCUCAAGAAGAUCAAAUCCAGGACCCAGAGCUUGUUCGGAUAAUGUUCAAUCUUCUCCGUCGACAGUAUGAUAGCAUUGGAGAGCUUCUGCAAGCCAUGAGGAAGACUUAUACAAUUAGCCAUGCUUCUGUAGAAGAUACUAUUAACCUAUUAGCUGCCUUGGGUCAGAUUCGCUCUCUCCUCAGUGUAAGAAUGGGGAAGGAAGAAGAGUUGCUUAUGAUUAAUGGACUAGGGGAUAUAAUGAAUAACAAAGUUUUUUACCAACAUCCCAACCUCAUGAGAGUCCUGGGCAUGCAUGAGACUGUAAUGGAGGUGAUGGUGAAUGUUCUUGGAGGAGAGAAAUCUCAGAUUGCUUUUCCAAAGAUGGUUGCUAGCUGUUGCCGAUUCCUUUGCUAUUUUUGCCGAAUUAGCAGACAAAAUCAAAAAGCUAUGUUUGAGCAUCUAAGCUACCUACUUGAAAAUAGCAGUUUUGGCCUAGCCUCUCCAGCAAUGAGGGGUUCUACCCCACUUGAUGUCGCAGCCUCAUCAGUCAUGGACAACAAUGAACUGGCACUGGGCUUGGAGGAGCCAGACCUUGAGAAGGUGGUGACAUACUUGGCAGGCUGUGGUCUACAGAGCUGCCCUAUGCUCCUGGCCAAGGGAUAUCCUGACAUUGGCUGGAAUCCCAUUGAAGGGGAGCGUUACUUGUCCUUCCUACGGUUUGCUGUCUUUGUGAACAGUGAGAGUGUGGAAGAAAAUGCUAGUGUUGUUGUCAAGCUUCUUAUAAGACGUCCAGAGUGCUUUGGACCAGCUCUGAGGGGUGAAGGAGGAAAUGGUCUGUUGGCAGCUAUGCAAGGAGCUAUUAAAAUCUCUGAGAACCCAGCUCUCGACCUUCCUUCUCAGGGAUAUAAGAAAGAAAUCAGUUCAGAGGAAGAUGACAGUGAGGAAGAAAUUGUACACAUGGGCAAUUCGAUCAUGUCAUUUUAUUCAGCUCUCAUAGACCUGCUGGGCCGCUGUGCACCUGAAAUGCAUCUUAUCCAAACAGGAAAAGGGGAAGCCAUCCGAAUCAGGUCAAUCCUUCGCUCCCUGGUCCCCACAGAAGAUUUGGUAGGGAUUAUCAGUAUCCCUUUGAAACUUCCCACACUUAACAAAGAUGGGUCAGUGAAUGAGCCAGACAUGGCUGCCAACUUUUGUCCUGACCACAAAGCACCCAUGGUACUGUUCUUGGACCGUGUGUAUGGUAUUGAGGACCAAACUUUCCUCCUUCAUCUUCUGGAGGUUGGAUUUUUGCCUGACUUAAGAGCAUCAGCCUCUCUGGACACAGUGUCUUUGAGUACCACAGAGGUGGCACUUGCACUGAAUAGAUAUCUGUGUUCUGCUGUGCUCCCUCUCCUCACAAGGCAUGCUCCUCUGUUUGCUGGGACAGAGCAUUACACUUCUCUGGUUGAUUCCACACUUCAGACUAUCUAUAGACUCUCCAAGGGACGCGCCCUUACCAAAGCGCAGAGAGAUACCAUAGAAGAAUGCCUGCUCUCUAUCUGCAAUCAUUUACGGCCUUCCAUGUUACAACAACUCCUGCGCCGUCUUGUUUUUGAUGUACCACUCCUCAAUGAGUACUAUAAAAUGCCGCUUAAGCUUUUGACAAAUCAUUAUGAACAGUGUUGGAAGUAUUACUGCCUCCCUUCAGGAUGGGGGGGCUAUGGCUUGGCAGUGGAAGAAGAGUUGCAUUUGACAGAGAAGCUCUUCUGGGGGAUUUUUGACUCUCUCUCUCAUAAGAAAUAUGACACAGAUCUCUUCCGAAUGGCCUUACCUUGUCUCAGUGCAAUAGCUGGGGCCUUGCCACCUGAUUAUUUAGACACCAGAAUCACAGCCACAUUGGAAAAGCAGACCUCAGUGGAUGCAGAAGGAAACUUUGACCCCAAACCUAUCAAUACCAUCAACUUUUCUCUUCCUGAAAAACUGGAAUAUGUGGUCACCAAGUAUGCUGAGCAUUCACAUGACAAAUGGGCCUGUGACAAGAGUCAGAAUGGAUGGAAAUAUGGUAUCUCUCUGGAUGAAAAUGUGAAGACACAUCCAUUAAUAAGACCUUUUAAAACAUUAACUGAUAAGGAGAAGGAAAUUUAUCGCUGGCCUGCCAGAGAGUCUCUGAAAACCAUGCUAGCUGUGGGCUGGACAAUAGACAGGACCAGAGAAAGUGAAGCAAUCAUACAACAGCGGGAAAAUGAGAAGCUUCGCAGCAUUUCCCAAGCCAGCCAAGGCAACAGCUACAAUCCUUCUCCACUUGACCUUUCAAAUGUUGUGCUUUCUAGGGAAGUCCAGGGGAUGGUAGAGGUUGUGGCUGAGAACUAUCACAAUAUCUGGGCCAAAAAGAAAAAGAUGGAACUGGAAAACAAAGGUGGAGGCAGUCACCCUCUCUUAGUGCCAUAUGAUACUUUGACAGCCAAGGAGAAGUUCAGGGACAGAGAGAAAGCUCAGGAGCUAUUUAAAUUCCUCCAGGUGAAUGGUAUUGUUGUAUCUAGGGAUCUGAAGGAUAUGGAAUUGGAUGCUUCUUCAGUGGAACAGAGGUUUGCCUAUAAAUUUUUGAAGAAGAUUCUAAAAUAUGUUGACUCUGCUCAAGAGUUUAUUGCCCAUUUGGAAGCCAUCGUCAGCAGUGGGAAAACAGAAAAGUCUCCCCAUGACCAAGAGAUUAAAUUCUUUGCCAAAGUUCUCCUUCCCUUGGUCGACCAGUACUUCACCAAUCACUGCCUCUACUUCCUUUCAUCCCCACUGAAGCCACUCAGUAGCAGUGGGUAUGCCUCUAAUAAAGAGAAAGAAAUGGUGGCCAGCCUAUUCUGCAAACUUGCUGCCCUUGUUAGACAUAGGAUUUCCCUCUUUGGAAGUGAUUCCACUACAAUGGUGAGCUGCCUACACAUCCUAGCUCAAACACUUGACACGAGAACAGUAAUGAAAUCAGGAUCAGAGCUUGUAAAGGCUGGGUUACGUGCAUUCUUUGAAAAUGCUGCAGAAGAUUUGGAGAAGACUUCAGAAAACCUAAAGCUUGGGAAGUUCACCCAUUCCCGAACACAGAUUAAAGGUGUCUCUCAAAAUAUCAAUUAUACCACAGUGGCUCUUUUACCUAUAUUGACCUCCAUCUAUGAGCAUGUUGCUCAGCAUCAGUUUGGAGUGGAUUUACUCUUGAGUGAUGUGCAGAUUUCAUGCUACCACAUUUUGUGCAGCCUCUACUCUCUUGGGACAGGAAAGAACAUAUAUGUGGAAAGGCAACGUCCAGCACUUGGAGAAUGUCUCGCUGCCCUGGCAGCUGCUAUGCCAGUGGCAUUCUUGGAGCCCUCCCUCAACUGCUACAACUCGCUCUCAGUCUUCAACACCAAAACCCCCAGGGAAAGGUCUAUUCUAGGGAUGCCUGAUACAGUAGAAGAGAUGUGCCCAGACAUUCCACAGCUGGAGGGACUGAUGAAGGAAAUCAAUGAUCUGGCUGAGUCAGGAGCCAGAUAUACAGAGAUGCCCCAUGUCAUUGAAGUGAUCUUACCCAUGCUCUGUAAUUACCUAUCUUACUGGUGGGAACGAGGGCCUGAGAAUCUACCCCCCAGUGCAGAACCGUGCUGUACCCUAGUUACCUCUGAACAUCUCAGCAUCAUUCUUGGAAAUAUCCUGAAAAUCAUCAACAACAACCUAGGCAUCGAUGAAGCCUCCUGGAUGAAGCGCAUUGCAGUGUAUGCCCAGCCUAUCAUAAGCAAAGCCAGAGCUGACCUGCUUAAAAGUCACUUCAUCCCAACUCUGGAAAAACUAAAGAAGAAGGCAGUGAAGAUUGUAUUGGAAGAGGAGCAGCUUAAAGCAGACAGCAAAGGUGAUACCCAAGAAGCUGAACUCCUCAUUCUGGAUGAGUUUGCUGUCCUCUGCAGGGAUCUCUAUGCAUUCUACCCUAUGUUAAUCCGUUAUGUUGAUAAUAACAGAUCUAACUGGCUAAAAAACCCAGAUGCUGAUUCUGAUGAGCUCUUCAGAAUGGUGGCUGAGGUUUUUAUCCUUUGGUGUAAAUCACACAACUUCAAGAGGGAAGAGCAAAAUUUUGUGAUUCAGAAUGAAAUUAACAAUCUGGCAUUUUUAACUGGAGACAGCAAGAGCAAGAUGUCAAAACAGCUUCCUCGGAGGGGAAUGGCCAUGCAAGUAAAGUCUGGAGGACAAGACCAGGAGCGGAAGAAGACAAAGAGGAGGGGUGAUUUAUAUUCCAUCCAGACGUCUCUUAUUGUGGCUGCACUGAAGAAAAUGUUGCCCAUUGGCUUAAAUAUGUGUACUCCAGGUGAUCAGGAGCUGAUCUCCCUGGCAAAAAUAAGAUACAGUUAUAGGGAUACAGAUGAAGAAGUCAAAGAUCAUCUGAGGAAUAACCUGCACUUGCAGGAAAAGUCUGAUGAUCCAGCUGUAAAAUGGCAACUUAACCUAUACAAGGAUGUUCUAAAGAAUGAGGAGCCCUCUGAUCCAGAAAAGACAGUGGAGCGAGUGCAAAGAAUCUCAGCAGCUGUCUUCCACUUGGAGCAGGUGGAGCAACCACUUAGAUCCAAGAAAGCUGUCUGGCACAAACUCUUAUCCAAGCAACGUAAACGGGCAGUGGUAGCCUGCUUCAGGAUGGCUCCCUUGUAUAAUCUCCCCAGACACAAAAUUAAUAAUUUCUUCCUGAGCACCUUCCAACGGGUUUGGCUGGAAAAUGUUUAUGAAAAAACUCAGUAUGACAGGCUUAUACUCAUGUUAACGAAACCUCCAAAGGUAGAGGAGGAAGAAGAGGAACAAGCUGAAAAGCAGCCAGACCCACUUCAUCAGAUCAUUCUCCAUUUUAGUCGCAAUGCUGUCACAGAGAAAAGCCAUUUGGAGAAUGACCCUCUUUAUACCGCCUAUUCAGGCAUGAUGGCCAAGAGUUGUCAGAAUGGUGAAGAAGAAGAGGAAGAAGAAAAGGAAAAGACAUUUGAAGAAAAAGAAAUGGAGAAACAGAAAACCCUUUAUCAGCAAGCUCGCUUGCAUGACCGUGGUGCUGCAGAGAUGGUCCUCCAGAUGAUUAGUGCUAGUAAAGGUGAGAUGGGACCCAUGGUGGUGGAGACUCUGAAGCUUGGCAUUGCUAUUCUGAAUGGGGGCAACCCUGGAGUGCAGCAGAAAAUGCUGGACUACCUGAAGGAGAAAAAGGAUGCUGGAUUCUUUCAAAGCCUCUCUGGCCUUAUGCAAUCUUGCAGUGUCCUUGAUCUGAAUGCAUUUGAGAGGCAGAACAAAGCUGAAGGCCUGGGAAUGGUUACUGAAGAAGGAACACUCAUCGUUCGGGAGCGUGGUGAAAAGGUACUCCAGAAUCAUGAGUUUACCUGUGAUCUCUUCAGAUUCCUGCAGCUGCUUUGUGAAGGUCAUAACAGUGACUUUCAGAACUUCCUUCGCACUCAAAUGGGCAACACCACCACUGUGAAUAUCAUCAUCAGCACUGUUGACUACCUCCUACGUCUUCAGGAAUCAAUCAGUGACUUCUAUUGGUACUAUUCAGGGAAGGACAUCAUUGAUGAAUCUGGACAGCGAAACUUCUCCAAAGCUUUAGCUGUGACCAAACAGAUUUUCAAUUCCCUCACAGAAUACAUCCAGGGCCCUUGCAUUGGAAACCAGCAGAGCCUGGCUCAUAGCAGAUUGUGGGAUGCAGUUGUUGGCUUCCUUCACGUGUUUGCUAACAUGCAGAUGAAACUUUCUCAGGAUUCCAGUCAGAUCAAGUUGCUGAAAGAACUCUUAGAUCUCUUACAGGACAUGGUGGUGAUGCUCCUAUCCCUCCUGGAAGGGAAUGUUGUAAAUGGAACCAUUGGCAAGCAGAUGGUUGACACCCUUGUGGAGUCAUCUACCAAUGUAGAAAUGAUCUUGAAAUUCUUUGACAUGUUCCUGAAACUGAAGGACUUAACCAAUUCAGAUGCCUUCAAAGAAUAUGACCAAGAUGGAAAAGGAAUUAUCUCCAAGAAAGAAUUCCAGAAAGCUAUGGAAGGGCAGAAACAGUAUCCCCAGUCAGAGAUUGAGUUCCUCCUCUCCUGUGCAGAGGCUGAUGAAAAUGACAUGUUUAAUUACAUUGAUUUUGUGGACAGAUUCCAUGAGCCAGCCAAGGACAUUGGGUUUAAUGUGGCUGUGUUACUAACCAAUCUUUCAGAACAUAUGCCCAAUGAUUCCCGCCUGCAGUGUUUGCUGGAUCCAGCUGAAAGUGUCCUGAAUUACUUUGAACCAUAUCUGGGGCGCAUCGAGAUAAUGGGUGGAGCCAAGAAAAUUGAACGUGUUUAUUUCGAGAUCAGUGAGUCUAGCCGAACACAGUGGGAGAAACCACAGGUUAAAGAGUCCAAACGACAGUUUAUCUUUGAUGUUGUCAAUGAAGGUGGGGAACAGGAAAAGAUGGAAUUAUUUGUAAAUUUCUGUGAAGACACAAUCUUUGAAAUGCAGCUGGCAUCCCAAAUCUCUGAACCUGACUCAGUUGAAAGGCCCGAAGAGGAGGAGGAUGAAGGAGAAUUUUCUUGUGUAGUAGAAGCUGAGGAGGAUGACGAAGAAAACAAAUCAGUGGAGUCUGCUUCUGCAUUUGCCACAGCCUGUGUUUCAGUGAAGAAAAAUGUGGCCAGUUUUCUGAAAAUGGCCAGUCUGAGAAACCUCAAGAAGCAGUAUAGGAAGGUGAAGAAAAUGACUGUCAAAGAACUGGUUAAAGUGUUUUUCUCUUUCUUCUGGAUGUUUUUUGUGGGAUUGUUCGAAUUGUUCUUCACCAUUGUGUGGGGAAUCUUUCAGAUCCUCUGGAACACUGUGUUUGGGGGUGGCUUGGUAGAAGGAGCAAAGAACAUCAGAGUAACCAAGAUCCUUGGUGACAUGCCUGACCCUACACAGUUUGGCAUCCAUGAUGAUGUUACAGAAGCAGAAAGGGCAGAAGCAACUGAGCAGAGCAUCACAGCUGAACUUGUGCACUUUGUAAAGGGCGAGAAAGGAGAGGCUGAUAUCAUGUCGGAUCUCUUCGGGCUCCACACAAAGAAGGAGGGAGGCACGAAGCAUGGUCCUGACCCAGGCCUUGGGGAUCUCUCUGAGAUCAUUGGAAAUGAUGGGCCCCCCACAUUAGAAAGCACAGUUCGGAAGAAAAGGAAAGCACAGGCAGCAGAAAUGAAAACCGAAAGUGAAAAAGAAGGAAAAGUCGAAUCUGAGAAAGCAGAUAUGGAAGAUGGAGAAAAGCAGGACACAGUCAAGGAGGAGCAGCAACAAGAUGAAAAUCUGGGUGGGGAAAGGACCAAGAAGAAGCGCCGUCAUGGCCAAAAGGAGGAGAGGCCUGAAGCAUUCAUGGCCAAUUUCUUCAAAGGCCUAGAAAUCUAUCAGACCAAAAUGUUGCAUUACCUGGCCAGGAAUUUCUACAACCUGAGAUUCCUUGCUCUGUUUGUGGCCUUUGCCAUCAACUUUAUCCUGCUCUUCUACAAGGUAACUGAGGAGCCCUUUGAGGAUGAUGCAGAGGACUCCAACCUGUGGACUCCCUUCAAUGAAGAGGAGGAGGAAGAAGAAGGGAUGGUGUUCUUUGUCCUGCAGGAGAGUACUGGGUACAUGGCACCAACACUGAGGGCUCUGGCCAUCAUCCACACCAUCAUUUCCUUUGUGUGCGUUGUGGGCUAUUACUGCUUAAAGGUUCCUUUGGUGGUGUUCAAAAGGGAAAAAGAAAUAGCCAGGAAGUUGGAGUUUGAUGGUUUGUAUAUCACUGAGCAGCCUUCAGAAGAUGACAUCAAGGGGCAAUGGGAUCGCCUAGUCAUCAAUACACCGUCUUUUCCUAACAACUACUGGGACAAGUUUGUAAAGAGAAAGGUGAUCAACAAGUAUGGUGACCUCUAUGGAGCAGAACGUAUUGCUGAACUUCUGGGUUUGGAUAAAAAUGCCCUUGACUUUAGCCCAGUUGAACAGGCAGAACCAGAGGAGGCUUCUCUUGUGUCAUGGCUGAGCUCCAUCGAUAUGAAGUACCAUAUCUGGAAGCUGGGAGUUGUUUUUACUGACAAUUCCUUCUUAUACCUGGCCUGGUACACAACCAUGUCUAUCCUUGGUCACUACAACAACUUCUUCUUUGCUGCUCACUUACUGGACAUUGCAAUGGGUUUCAAGACACUGAGGACAAUUUUAUCUUCUGUAACUCACAAUGGCAAACAGCUGGUACUGACUGUGGGACUCCUGGCUGUUGUUGUUUAUCUCUACACUGUGGUGGCUUUCAACUUCUUCCGAAAGUUCUACAAUAAGAGUGAAGAUGAAGAUGAGCCAGAUAUGAAAUGUGAUGACAUGAUGACGUGUUACCUGUUCCAUAUGUAUGUUGGAGUAAGAGCUGGGGGAGGCAUUGGAGAUGAAAUUGAAGACCCUGCUGGUGAUCCUUAUGAAAUGUAUCGAAUUGUCUUUGAUAUCACAUUCUUCUUCUUUGUUAUUGUUAUUCUACUGGCCAUCAUUCAAGGUCUGAUCAUCGACGCCUUUGGAGAACUGAGAGACCAGCAAGAACAAGUGAGAGAAGACAUGGAGACUAAAUGUUUCAUCUGUGGGAUUGGCAAUGACUACUUUGAUACAACUCCUCAUGGUUUUGAAACACAUACAUUACAAGAGCACAACCUAGCCAACUACUUGUUCUUUCUGAUGUAUCUGAUUAAUAAAGAUGAAACAGAACACACAGGUCAGGAAUCUUAUGUCUGGAAGAUGUAUCAAGAAAGAUGUUGGGAUUUCUUUCCAGCUGGUGACUGUUUUCGGAAACAAUAUGAAGAUCAGCUCGGAUAAGUAUGAUGAGAUAAAAGGAGGUACUACAUAACCAGUCAACUCUCUACAGAAGGAAUUCUGUACCAUGUCCAUGUAUAGUACUUCAGCAAUCAUGUUUGAGAAACACCUCUUUAUCAAGAACUUGUCAUAAAUCUCUGACUUUGGAAAUUGAUUAGGCUUUUUGAGCCUAACAGACCUAUGCUGUGAGACUUACAAAAUCUAUAUUUGAAGGAGAGAAGAAACUGUGUCAAAAAACUUUAAUUACUUUCCAAUUGUAAACAGAGUUAGGUUACUGGCAUGGUUUUGAAUCCCAUCAUUCUUUAUCAGUUUGGAAACAGUCAAAAGGGCUAAAGAAGAUUUUGUCUUAAAUGCACAAUAUCUGAAACUUUAAAAGAACUUGAAUAUCAAGUGAUGAUGUCUCCAUUUGUUACUCAUGGUCUGAACUUAAAAAAUGUUUUAACUACAGUCAAUUUUCCCCAUGGUACUUGCUAGUGAAUGUAUCCAGAUACAGCCUGAAAAGCUUUAAGCAGUUAAAGAAAUAGAGAAAACUCAACACUUUAUCGACACUGAAAUAUCGAUUAAGUGCCUUAAAACUUCCGUAGACAUAGCUAUGCAAGUUUUUUAUGUUAGGUUUUAGAUGGAAAGUUUCAUUAAUUAGUUGUGCUGCUCUUCUAUUUUAAUGUAUGAAACUGCACUUGAAGGUUAUCCAUUCUACAUGAUUCUGUCAAUAGCAGCUAGCCAGUAGCUGUUAUUAGAAGAAAUGUACUGUAUCAGAAACUGGAAAUCCAAAUCUUAUGCCAAAAUUAAGUAAUGCUUCGUGGUCCUUUGUAAGUAGUGAAUCUGCUACAUUUAGGCGUUUCUCCUGAAAUAAAAACGAAGUGCCCCCUGCAAUAAAACGUUACAAACCAAACCCAGUAUGGCCUCAUCUAAUUUACCACAUACUCUGCCUGUGGCCAUAACAUGAUAACUGAGAGAAAUGAC
Molecule: messenger RNA, 15594 nt
Organism: Vombatus ursinus (common wombat)
Lineage: Eukaryota; Metazoa; Chordata; Mammalia; Diprotodontia; Vombatidae
Gene: RYR3
Product: ryanodine receptor 3
Exons: 105
Coding region: 1-14634 (4877 amino acids)
Biological process (GO): intracellular calcium ion homeostasis; calcium ion transmembrane transport
Cellular component (GO): sarcoplasmic reticulum membrane; calcium channel complex; smooth endoplasmic reticulum
Molecular function (GO): ryanodine-sensitive calcium-release channel activity; calcium ion binding; protein binding
Source: RefSeq, a predicted model, not a curated record